AUCUAUAUAUACCAUAUACCCACCUAUCUCGUCGCAUUCAUUCCUGCCUGGGUUUAAUCACCAGCAACAGCACCACGACAAGCAUAGCGUUGCAUUGCAGAGCAUAUACGAACGGAUAGAUCGGAAUUCGGAGUUGUGGGAAAUUAAUUUUAUGAUGGAAGCUCUAAGUUGGAUUACUUGUAUCCCUAAUCUCCCCUUGUUCUUCGCAGCUUUCCUCCUCGUUUACCUCAUUGCCUACUUCAUCAUCUUCCGCAAUUGGAAACCUAUGCUCCGCCCCGAAGCUGCCAGCUGUGCCAUCUCCUUUUCCCACGGUACUCCCGCCGUCUUCUUAGCCGCCGCCGCUAUCCUCUCCGACCCCGAUCGGAGCUUUCACUCCCGGAACACCCCCUUCCAGGGCUUGGUCCUCGAUUUCAGCGUCGCCUACUUCUUAAUGGACCUUUGCCACUACCUGAUUUUCUACCCCUCCGACCUUCUCUUCAUCGGCCACCAUUUGGCCACUUUGUUCGUUUUCCUCACCUGCCGAUACGUUGUCUGCCACGGCGCAUACGCCAUUCUAGUGCUCUUAGUCCUCGCCGAGGUCACCAGUUUCUGCCAGAACACCUGGACUCUUGCCGCCGCUCGAAAAUCGGAUUCCCAAUUCGCCGCCAAACUGUAUGAAUUCCUGUCCCCUCCGUUUUAUGCUUUCUAUUCUGUUGUUAGAGGUUUCGCCGGGCCCCUGUUUAUGUAUCAAAUGUUCGUGUCUUUUUUGAGCGGAGCAGCCGAUACUGUGAUCCCCAGAUGGAUGUGGAUUUCAUGGAUUGUUGUUAUUCUAACCGCAAUUUCUGUCAGCAUCCUCUGGAUUUUUAACCUUUGGGUCGACUUGUAUAGACAAAAAACUCUAAAGCUUGGGGACAAAAAAUCUAGAUAGAGUUUUAAGACCGCCACCCCUGAGCUUAAUGAUUGAUUGUAUUCUUAGUUUCUUACAGACAGACAAAUCAAUGCAGGUCUAUUUAUACUACCUACACUGACUUUUUUUUU
This is a messenger RNA of Ipomoea nil (Japanese morning glory), 1017 nucleotides long. RefSeq names its product TLC domain-containing protein At5g14285. The record is from RefSeq and is a predicted model, not a curated record. The transcript has a single exon. Bases 152 to 907 code for a protein of 251 amino acids. NCBI's taxonomy places the organism in Eukaryota, Viridiplantae, Streptophyta, Magnoliopsida, Solanales, Convolvulaceae. Gene Ontology annotation, cellular component: membrane.